AUGGUGAAUACACCAAGCUGCAUUAGCGGGAGCGGGAGGAGGAGGAAGGAGGCAGAAGCUGGGCGGUGCCUAGCUCCGGGGCUGCGGUCGGUGGGGCUCGGUGCCACCGCCAGCUUCGCCCGGUUCCGGGUGCGGCUGGGAGGCCUCUCCUCCGUCCCCAGGCCGGUGCGACCCAGCGCAGGCGGGCUCGGCUGCAGCUCGAUCCACCGACCGCACAACGAACCUCCUACUCUCCGACUCCGGGCAGCCGGCUGUGGUUCCCGCCGGAGCCGUCAAAGACCUCACGCGAGAGUAGGAAAUCUCGCUCGACUGCCGCGGGAGUGUCCGGAAGGCGAGAAAGCGGAACCGGCCCCAGGUUCCGCGCUUGCGCAGAAACCGAGACCGCCCUCUUCCGGCUCAAAGCGGGAUAUCUGCGGGGGGAGGAGGGUAGGCGGCAAGUGGGGUUGCCCAGGGACUGUGGGGAGAGCAGAAUCGUGGGUCCUAGGUUCUAGAGGAGCGGUUCGCGGAGCUGGGCUGGAGAUCAAGGAUGCAUUCGAAGAAAGUACUAAAAAAUAUAUCACCAGCUCCAACCUGACAGUUGACCUUACCAUGGAAAACCUCAUUGGAGCCUCACUAAAUUGACCAUAACUGGCACUCUAAAAAGUCUCUC
Molecule: messenger RNA, 649 nt
Organism: Pipistrellus kuhlii (Kuhl's pipistrelle)
Lineage: Eukaryota; Metazoa; Chordata; Mammalia; Chiroptera; Vespertilionidae
Exons: 3
Coding region: 1-621 (206 amino acids)
Source: RefSeq, a predicted model, not a curated record